Styela clava is the source of this 1952-nucleotide messenger RNA. RefSeq names its product AKT-interacting protein-like. The record is from RefSeq and is a predicted model, not a curated record. Gene Ontology annotation, molecular function: methyltransferase activity; nucleic acid binding. Gene Ontology annotation, biological process: methylation. Lineage: Eukaryota; Metazoa; Chordata; Ascidiacea; Stolidobranchia; Styelidae.
UUCAAAAUUUGCAAUUGUAUAACUGAAAUGACAGACCUGCUGCACGACAUUAUUUCCAUGUAUUAUCAUUCUAGAUGUAAUAUAAUAUAUAUUACUUUAUCAUAUAUUUGCAUCAUGGCCACUCCGCCUCGUAAAGUAUUACCUCCACAGCCCAUGCAAAACAUCAACAAUCCAACACAUCAAACAUAUGGACCUUUCUUUCUGGAAUAUUCGUUAAUGGCAGAAUAUAAUCUGCUAAGAAAACAAAAUCUGCCAGGAAUAUACGUUAUACCAUCUGCUAGAUCUCCUCUAGUUUGGUUUGGAGUAAUUUUCAUACGGCAUGGUUUAUACCAGGAUGGAAUAUUCAAAUUCUGUGUACUGAUACCAGCUAACUAUCCAGAUGGUGACUGCCCGCGCAUCGUCUUCGACAAUCCACCGUUUCAUCCUCUCAUUGAUCCAAAAUCCUUUGAACUUGAUGUGAAACGUGCUUUUCCAAAAUGGAAGCGAAAUGUCAACCACAUUUGGAAUGUUCUUCUUUUCCUUCGUCGAAUAUUUUUCAAAAUUGAUACACAACUUCCUUUAAAUACUAAAGCAGCAGCAUUAUAUGAAAGUGAACUUACUGCUUAUAAAGCCAGGGUAGUUGAAAGUAUUGAUGCCAGUAAAUUACAUUUAUAUGAUCCACCCAAAACAGACGAUCCAUAUGAAUUAAGGUUUAUACAUCACGAAGAAAAAUUACAUGCAAGUCGGAAAAUAUCGAUGUUAAAAACCAUCAAUGAACCCAAGGUUUAGAAAGAAUUUCAAAAUUAAGCUGAAUCCAAUGAAAAUCAACGUCGUGGAUAUUCAUGGGUUGCUCAGGGAAGUCCCGUUCCAUUCAGUAAGAUUCAAAAGACUCAGGAGGCCGCAUCGUAGCAAUUUAUUAUUGCUUAAUUAUUAUCAUUUUAUGUGAUACGGUACCUCUUCUUUAUUGUAUUGUACAAUCAUUCACCCAAAUACUCUGUUCAGAGACUUAAAAGCUAGCUAUGUUCAUCAUUAUUAGCUGAUGUGAUAAUAGAAUCCGCGACAUGCAAUACUGAAACCUGCUAUAGUACUGAAGUAGCGUACUAUCUAUAUUUAAUGAUUCAAACUAGGUUUAGCUCAUUGGCCUUUGGGUGUAUUAUAAACUGUUCCAUUCAACUCAUGCUGGUACUGAUAUUGACAGCAUCCAAGUCUUUAAUUUGCAAGUGUGGGAUUUCAUGCUUUGAGUCAGCAAAUUGUCGUUGAAUUUAUAAUGAUUGGCCUUCAGUGUUUUGUUCCUUUUCCUUGUUCCAUUAACCAAAUCCACCAUAUUUACUAAGAAAACAUGACCUAUCAUUUUCAUUACGUUUUUCUUAUUCACCGUUUCUUUGAUUGGCUUAAUUUUAAAUUUUGGUGUAUUAAUCAUUUUUGUAUUCUUUUCAAAUGUGUUAGCAUAGUUUUCAAUAUUCAGGGUAGAAUUUGAUUUGUCUAAAUAAGGGGAUUGAAUAGAACUAAAACCUUAUUACUACAAUUCUUAGCAUGGGUAUUGGUGAAGUACAAUUGUCAACAUUUUAUUGUUUUUUUAAGUUUCACCACUCGUGGGGUCGAAAAAUCACAUUAUGGUCGAAUAUAGUGCAGUACCAUACAGUACAAGAUAAACCCGCUAUGUUGGACUCUUGUAUAUGUAUAUUACCCAGCAACACCGUUUUUAUUUGCAAUUCAGAACAAUUUCAGCCAUGAGUUUUCAAUAAUUUGCAUUUUUUACGGACGUGUGCCUUCAAUUUAUGAUAACUAGUAGAGGGUCAAUAGAUAAUGUGAUUAGUUGCAUUUCUAAUUCAGUGUCAAUUGUUUUAAUUACUCAAUUAUGUAUGCAAAUCGCUGAUAAUGAUAUAUUCGAGUGGUAUUAUGCCAAUUUCUCUUUCUAUUUUUAAGAAUCUAUAUUUUGGUGAUUCUAAUAAAUACUGUAAAACCGAUGUAAA